Messenger RNA from Mycena indigotica, 1086 nucleotides. Its product is annotated as Methionine aminopeptidase. Lineage: Eukaryota; Fungi; Basidiomycota; Agaricomycetes; Agaricales; Mycenaceae. The coding region runs from base 1 to 1086 and encodes 361 amino acids. Gene Ontology annotation, molecular function: metalloaminopeptidase activity. Gene Ontology annotation, biological process: proteolysis. The transcript is spliced from 13 exons. The record is from RefSeq and is a predicted model, not a curated record.
AUGACACUCUGCCAGAACCCCGACUGUCCGAACGGAAACCCGCCCUCGCGCCUCGAGUGCCCAACUUGCAAUAAACUUGGCAUCAAAGGCUCGUUUUUUUGCGGUCAAGAUUGCUUUAAAUCGGGAUGGGUAGGUCACAAAAUAAUACACAAUGUCGCUAGCGGUGUCAAUCCUGAUGGGAGCUACAAUCCGUUCCCAAGCUUUUCGUUUACCGGCUCGAUGCGUCCCGUAUACCCGCUCUCCCCUAGACGCAAAGUCCCCGAACACAUUCCCGUUCCGGACUAUGUGAAAGACGGCGUGCCCAGGUCGGAAGCACGUGCUGCUGCUCAAACGGUCCAAAUACUCAAUGCGGAAGAGAUCCAAAAGAUGAGAACCGUCUGUAGGAUGUCGCGUGAAAUUCUUGACAUUGCGGCAGCCGCGGUACGACCAGGCAUCACCACCGACGAAAUCGAUGAGAUUGUCCAUAACGCCACCAUUGAGCGAAACGCAUAUCCCUCGCCUCUCAAUUACCGUAAUUUCCCAAAAUCGGUAUGCACCUCCGUAAACGAGGUCAUCUGUCACGGUAUACCGGACCAGAGGAAGCUGCAAGAGGGCGACAUCAUAAAUCUGGAUAUCAGUGUUUUCUAUGAUGGUUAUCACGGCGACGUGAACGCAACUUACCCUGUUGGUAAAAUCGACGACGAGUCAGCAAAGCUCAUCGCGACCUCCCGCGAAUGUUUAGACAAGGCCAUCGCCAUGUGUAAACCCGGGGCUCUCAUUCGUGAUGUGGGUAAAGUGAUUGAACCUAUCGCACGAACAAACGGCUGCUCUUCCGUGAAGACCUACACUGGCCAUGGCAUCCACACGCUCUUUCAUACUGUCCCUAACGUUCCCCAUUACGCCAAGAAUAAGGCAGUCGGGACCAUGAAAGCAGGGAUGGUCUUUACGAUCGAACCAAUGAUCAAUUUGGGCUCCAACUGGAGCGAAGUUCACUGGCCAGACAACUGGACAGCGACCACUGUCGACGGCAAGAGGAGUGCUCAAUUUGAAGAGACACUACUAAUAACAGAAACUGGAGUAGAGGUUCUGACUGGACCCAUAAACUGA